UAAGUGCUGCUGACUCCAGGCUCAGUGAAGACGCCCUUAGCAACAACACACAGCUGCGUCGAAUAAGAUACUCGGACCACAGAGGAGAAGGAUUAAACACCGCCGCUUUGUUGCACUGAGUACAGGUGAAGCUUUUUCUGCGAAGGAGCUUUGUUUGCGCCGGAAACAUGGGACUUGAACAAAGCUAGCGAGUUAGCCUAUCUGGGCUAACCACCCCCGGAGAAGAGCGAAGCAGCCCCAAGCUGUCCCGAAGGAGGACACAAUCCUGGGGGUUCAACGAGUGCUAGCAUUGCUAACUACAAAGUCGGCUCUCAGGGACUAAGCACGGGAAUGGUGCUCUGGAUAAAUUCACUGCACCGACAGAGAAAGGCGAGGGACACACGGGUCAGACCACCAACCUGUAAUAUUUGGACUCAAACUAUUUUUAAAAGAGGGAGCGGCUCACGGUCGGGCGAGUGUUUUUGUGGCUGUGCAAGCUAGCUGGCUAGCUAGCUGAGGGAAACGACCCCCCACCGCCUGCUCAGGUUUUUCAAACAGCAGCCAAGGCUAAUGUUAGCCAGGGCGAGUGAGAGAGCUGCACGCUGAAUACACACAACUGUCUGGUUUUAUCAAAAAAGGAUAAAUCACUGUUAAGUAAAGAGAAGCGCUAGCUAACCACAAGGAGAAAAACUUUGGUUUUGGUUUCUGGUUUUACCGAAAUUCCAUCUUCAGAGUUGUCGGACUGAACUUGUUUUUAAUUUCGAAAAGUUUUAAAUGCUUUUAGAUAAGUUUGCUACGUGACUUUGUUUGUUUUCAAUUUUUGAGGAUUUUUUCACUUCGGAUGCUGGCAUCAAAUAUUAAUCGCAAUCAUGAUGAUAAUAAGCAGAAAACCAGAGGGCCCAAUAGCAACAGCACGCCAUGGAGACGGUCUGUAUGACUCUUACAUGAGGACGGACCACAUCCUGAAAGACGAAGCAGAUACAAACAGUCCGUCUGGGCUGCCCCCUAUGCCCAAACACACAGUUGUCAGUAACAAGGCAGUAAUGAGGGAUCAGGUAACUGUGCGAGGCAGCCAGCUGAAGGUCAAGUACCUAUAUGAAGACUCCACCAACAACCGAAAGAUCAAUGCCAUAACAACAGCAACAACUCAGAACAGCGGGACCACUGAUCAGACGCCCAGUAAACCCGCCCCCGUCUCCAGCCUGUCCAAGGAGCACAGUGUAGACAGCACUGAAUCCAGUAAAGGCUCCAGUGAAUCCUCAGGCCCACAUGGAGUCAGUAACGGAGGGAAUGGCGGGAAGCUGUGUGGCCCUCUCAGUCCUGACCAGGCACUCAGGUUGUAUCGUUCUCAGCUGACCACCCUGGAGCACACAGAAAUCCACUCCUAUCCUGACGUCUACUUUGUGGGACCCAAUGCCAAGAAGAGGCCUGCUGUCGUCGGGGGCAGCAAUAACUGCGGCUAUGAUGAUGAGCAGGGGGGAUACAUUCAUGUCCCUCAUGACCAUCUGGCGUAUCGCUACGAGUUCCUGAAGAUUAUUGGUAAAGGGAGCUUCGGACAGGUGGCCAAGGUAUAUGACCACAAGCUACAGCAGCAUCUGGCUCUAAAAAUGGUGCGUAAUGAGAAGCGAUUCCACCGACAGGCACAGGAGGAGAUCCGCAUCCUAGAGCAUCUGCGAAAGCAGGAUCGUAAUGGCACCAUGAAUGUCGUGCACAUGCUUGAAAACUUCACCUUCCGAAACCACAUCUGUAUGACUUUUGAGCUUCUGAGCAUGAACCUGUACGAGCUCAUCAAGCGCAACAAGUUCCAGGGCUUCAGCUUGCCACUGGUCAGAAAGUUUGCACACUCCAUCCUUCAGUGCCUGGAGGCCCUGAACCGGCACAGAAUUAUCCACUGUGACCUCAAGCCUGAGAACAUCCUGCUCAAACAGCAGGGACGCAGUGGCAUUAAGGUGAUUGACUUCGGCUCCAGUUGUUUUGAGCACCAGCGGGUCUACACCUACAUCCAGUCUCGUUUCUAUCGGGCCCCAGAGGUGAUCCUUGGUUCACGUUAUGGCCUUCCCAUUGACAUGUGGAGCUUCGGCUGCAUCCUGGCUGAGCUGCUGACUGGCUACCCUCUGUUCCCUGGUGAGGAUGAGGGUGAUCAGCUGGCCUGUGUCAUGGAGCUUCUUGGCAUGCCUCCUCAGAAGGUUCUGGAGCAGGCCAAGAGGGCAAAGAACUUCAUCAACUCCAAGGGCCAUCCGCGCUACUGCGGUGCCAACACACUGCCCACGGGGGCCACUGUGCUGACGGGGUCUCGCUCCCGUCGCGGCAAGAUGAGAGGUCCUCCAGGCAGCAAGGAGUGGAGCGCUGCGCUCAAGGGCUGCGAGGACCCCACCUUUACUGACUUCAUUAAGAAGUGUUUGGACUGGGACCCCUCGUCUCGUCUCACACCCAGCCAGGCCCUCAGACACCCAUGGCUGUACAGGCGCCUACCAAAGCCCCUACCUGGGACUGAUAAGAGCCAAGGGGCCACAGUGAAACGGCUCCCAGAGCACCACAGUACCUCUUUCCCCUCUAUCCUGGCCAAAGGGGGGCCGGGUCUAGGCACCACAGUGGCCAACAACAAACUGAGGAGCAACAUGAUGGGAAAUUCUGAGGAGGCCAUACCUCUGCGCACGGUCCUACCCAAACUUGUCUCUUAGAAAGAGGGAGAGAGAGACCUUUGAACUCCUCUCUUCUUCCACUUCCUCCUCCUCUGCACUCCUCAGGAGGAGUCAGCGCACAGGAGGAAGUGGAGCCUAGGUUUUAAAUCUUGUUUGGUUGUUCUUUUAUUUGUUUUCUACUGCGAGGUGUCGACACCCCCAGUUCCUGGUUUUUAAUAUUAGCUGAACAGAGAAAAAGAGAGAGACAAUAAAUGAAACAAUCUAAAAAAAGUUUUUAUACAGAGGAUUUCCUUGAGCGGCUGUGGAGUUUCUGUAUACAGCCAUUGAUACAUUUGGUUUAGAUAAUGCUUUUCAAAACUUUCUUGUGUGAGUGGACAGCUUGAUAAAUGAGCAAUGGUUUCUAACCUGCAUUUGUUCUCACGUGUUUUAAUAACACACACAAGCACACCUGCACUGUCACUUGCCUCACUUGACACUCUUUCUUAGGAUGCUAACCUUCUUUUGGAGGCGUUUUUAUGAGUGAAACUUGAAAAGGGCUACAGAGAUUACUUUUAUCAAGUCAGAUAAAGCUUGCAAAGAUUUUUCAGCCAACAUAAUUUAAUACAAGAAUCAUGCUUUAGUUUUUUGGCCCUGCACGCACUGACACACUUGUUCCUCAUAUAUACAGCAGAAAUACCCUAACACAGGGAUAGGCAUUAUGUAGUGAAUUAGGACACUUUUAAGCAAUAAGGUUCUACUUCUUUGUCUUUUUUAACUGCACCUGUUUUCUCUCUUUCCUAAACCCCUGGUGCUUGCAUGUCAGCUCAAUAUGUGACGUUCAUGUGUGUGCUUUAGCUUUCUGGUGCUGCUGUUGGAGACAUCUAGAGGCAGCAGAACAGCCUAUUUACAGCCUCCCAGUCCACCCAGCUCCACUGUUUGAGUGUAAAGGCCGGUGGUAGCACCACUUGAGCUGUCACUAAGGUGUCAACGUCACACUCAGUACUUUAGAGCCUGGACAUGUCAAUAUGGAGCAAGCAAUUGUGCACACACAUGGGUUUGAAAGGUUUUUUUUUUGGAAGUUUAACUUUGUUUGUCACCUGCUCAUGCCCCGUUUUGGCUGCUGUGAGUGUCCAAUAAUCCUAGAUGAAGAACGGGAAGAUUUAAGUGACAGGGAAAAAAAGGGCUCAUAAUGAGCCAUGUUGAGUCGACAGGAUGGGCCAGUGACAAAGGAGUUUUUUUUACGGUACUGAAGGAAGUGUUUCUCAGGGAGACAUACUUGAUACAUCCCUAAAUCUUCUAUUAACUGUGUUCCACUUACUUUCCUGACAGUGGAUGAACAUGCAUGCAGUUCUGUCCACGAACAGCGAGAGAAUGCAUGUACGAGUUCUCCUGCAAAGGGGGUCUGCAUGCUCCACAAUCUGACCUAGAUUCUCUCUCCUCCCCCACCAUCUCUUUCUCUCUCUCGUUCUUCUAACUCUCGUCUCAUGUAGGGCAGGGAACCUCUUAAUCUCACACAUAUAAAGUGAAUUAUGGUGCUGUCCAUAGCCUACAAACCCACACAGUCUCACAGUCAGGUGCACGUUGUAAGGACCACACCGCUCAAAGAGUUCUUUCUGUCGUCCCUCGAAGUGAAAGUGUCAGGGAUUUCUACUCUGUCUCCAUUUUUUAUAGAAGUGGUUUCUAAUGCUACACAGUCCAGAAUAUCAGAGGAUGUAAAAUGCAAAAAAGAGGAGAAAGAGAAAGUUGUGUACUGUCAAGUUGUACUAGUGGUGUGCGUUAUUAGGAGGGUGUUUGGUGUUCCAGCAUGAAAUCACAACCUGUUAUCAGACCGAGUGACUAUGAGAAGAGAAACUGUACAGUAACCAAAUGAAGUUGUGAUAGUUUCUUUUUCUAAAGAAAAUAAAAUGAUUAUCAACUGAAA
Molecule: messenger RNA, 4521 nt
Organism: Cheilinus undulatus (humphead wrasse)
Lineage: Eukaryota; Metazoa; Chordata; Actinopteri; Labriformes; Labridae
Gene: dyrk3
Product: dual specificity tyrosine phosphorylation regulated kinase 3
Exons: 6
Coding region: 849-2660 (603 amino acids)
Biological process (GO): peptidyl-threonine phosphorylation; positive regulation of cell cycle G2/M phase transition; cytoplasmic stress granule disassembly
Cellular component (GO): nucleus
Molecular function (GO): ATP binding; protein serine/threonine kinase activity; protein serine/threonine/tyrosine kinase activity
Source: RefSeq, a predicted model, not a curated record